AUGAGUCGAUCUAAACAACCUCCUUUCCCAACGCAGCCUGCGCCUGCGUCAGUGUCCGCCGUAGCCGCCCAGCUCGGCCAGACGACUCAGCCCAAGGCCCCCGCCAAACGCAAGCGCAAAGCCAGCAAAACCUCCCAUCCCGCAGCGUCGCCCCAGCCUGGUGACCAGUCCACCGUCAACACGGUCCAGCCGCCGUCUUCCCUCAAGGCCUCCCGCCCUCUGCCCACUCAAGCUCCACCCCCCAGGCAGCGCCUCCGUGUUGCCCCUGUCAACCCCGAGCCAUGGGUGUCCAAGGACAUUGUGGAGCGAAUGUUUGCCCGCUUCGCGCAGUCUCGCGGUGGCAUCGUGAUUGACGGCAAACCAUUCUUCACCUUUGUGGAGGCCGCGGCCCCGUCCGUGUCGAUCUGGACCCCGCAGCUCUUCGCAGACUUUAUGACCUACUACGCCGCGAAUGCCCGCCCCCGCCGUCCAGACAGCCCGCUCGUCGACCACAAGGCCCUCUUCACCUUCCAGCAGGCUGUGCGCCGCAGCUACUCGCGCCGCCACAUCCGCGCUCUGACCAAGGAGGCGACGACUGAGGCUACCGCCGCGCGUCAUGUCGCUGAGAAACUCACCACCCGCCGCGUGCCCCGUCCGGUGCUUACCCCUGCAGAGGCGCUCCGCCUUGCGCGUGCGGUGUGGAGCCCAGAGUACCACGCCACAUUCAGGCGCCGCCUUGACGUCGCCCUCUACAUGGCCCUCGUCCUCGCUACCGGCGUGCCCAGCACGAACAUCUUCCCCGCCGCCAUCCCGGGCAAGGGCUACGACGAGGGCCCAGUCUACAUGCUGCCUGCCAAGAAUGAUGGCGCGCGCUGGUCCGACGUCGAGAUCUGGAUGACCAGGUAUGGUCCCGCUGCCCAGUUCUCGUGUCGCGCUGAGGGAGGGAGGCGAUACACGCUCAACGACGGGAACAGUCUCGGCAUGGCUGCGUCCCGCCUCAUGGCCAUCACCAUGUGCUUUGAUGAGUUGUACGGGUCUGGCUGCCACCUGGGCUACCUCCUUUCGAACGUGUUCUGGAGUGUGAACGGGCACGAUGCGCGCAUCGUCGCUUUCAACCAGGAGCUUGCCGACAAGCACAUCUUUCGCCUCGAUGACGAGGCCGAGACACCCAUGAUGCGCGAGGACAUGAACUUUGAGCUCGCUCGCUUGGCGGAGGCGGCCGGUAUUGAGCACGAAGUCACGACUGGAAUGUUCCGCCGCCUCGUGGCGCACAAGGUGUUCGAGCAGCACAUCACACCCCAUGCCUGGGUCAACGAUGACGAGCGUUCUCCGUCACCGCCCCUGCGUGAAGUCAGCGAGACAGACCUCGUCCAGCGCCCCGACCCACUCACUCAGCGUCCCAUUUCGCCCGAAUCGCCUACUCCCUACACGGGGCAGCCACGCAACUGUCUCGUCGACAGUCCCUCUGACAUGAAGUCCAUGAAGUCCGGCCCUACAUCGCCCACAGACUCAUUCAGCAACCACCUCUCGCCCCCCGGUCCCAGCCAGCCGAAAGUGGCGGUCCACCACCAGCAGCUGUUUGGCCAGACCAGUGCUCUGCGCGGACAGUACGCCCAGCAAGCCUUCGUUGGGGGCCAGACUGGCGUCUCGGCCCAUGUCGCCAUGUACGGCCAGUUCCCCAAGAUCAGUGAUAUCCGCGGCAUCGCGCCCAGUGUGCCCGCCAUGCCUGUCUUUGCUCAGCCGCAGUCUGCCAGCUACAGCACGCAGGCGUUUGCAGACUCCUACCACCCACAGACUGCGCUGUGGCCUCAGUCCCUGCAGUCGCAGGCGCCUCCUGCGUACCCCCGUGUGACUCAGCAGCCAGCCAACGCGGGGUACGCUCCCAAGGACCGCGGCCUGCCGACGCCCGACGACACGCCGCCCGACACGUUCCAGAUGUUGCCUGGAUUCAGCUCGUUCGUGUCCCAGAACAAUGCGGGCAGCAGCAGCACCAGUACGUCGACAGCAUACACUCCCGGUCUGGGUUUGAUCUUUGAGUCGACGGGGGACGUCACCGCUGCCCCGAACGGCCAGGACAAGCAGACCUCUGCACCUGAUCAUACCCGCCAGGCGAGCAAGAAACUCCCCGAGCUGCGCCCCCGUUCCCAUGCCCCUCCCGUCGUUCCGCGCAAGAUCAUGACGUACCAGGAGCGCGUGCUUGAUGCGGUGUCUCGCUGGAUGGCGGGCCCUGCAUCGGCCCUCCAGAAUGGCGUCGACCUCGUGUACACCAUGAUUGAGUGCGACAAGCGCCUGCCGCGCAACGAGAGGUACGACCCGAGCGCGUACGACGAGGAAGACGUGGAUACGGAUGAAGAAUAG
This is a messenger RNA of Trichosporon asahii var. asahii CBS 2479, 2337 nucleotides long. RefSeq lists its product as uncharacterized. The record is from RefSeq and is a predicted model, not a curated record. The transcript has 3 exons. Lineage: Eukaryota; Fungi; Basidiomycota; Tremellomycetes; Trichosporonales; Trichosporonaceae. The coding region runs from base 1 to 2337 and encodes 778 amino acids.